This is a messenger RNA of Cololabis saira (Pacific saury), 5691 nucleotides long. RefSeq names its product mucin-2. The record is from RefSeq and is a predicted model, not a curated record. The transcript is spliced from 5 exons. Gene Ontology annotation, cellular component: postsynaptic density. Bases 1308 to 4559 code for a protein of 1083 amino acids. Gene Ontology annotation, biological process: inhibitory postsynaptic potential. NCBI's taxonomy places the organism in Eukaryota, Metazoa, Chordata, Actinopteri, Beloniformes, Belonidae.
CUGGAGAGAUGCAGAGAGAAAGCAAGGGAGAAGAAACGGGAACAAGGCAGGGAGAGCUGAGAGGAGCAUCUGAGAGGAUAGCUGUCUGUUUGCUCACUCUUGUCUUCUUGCUCCCCCUCCUGUCCUUUCACUUCCACUCACGGCACAAACGCACACUCAACUAGGUAGGCACAGCUGAGUGAGGAGCUCUGAGAGAUGGAAAAAAAAGGUUCCCACGUGAAAGGCAUGAAUCCUCGGGGGAAGAGGAGGGUGCGAUAGAAGAAGACACAGCCAGAGGACAGGGGGGAGAGGAACAGAGUUGAGGAGGAGCAGAUGGACUCAGGACAGGAAACGGUGUGAAGCUCACCGAGCAGCAGCAGUGACAGAGAGCUGGGGAUAAAAGCAAACAUGAGGGAUGGAAGAGUGAGAGGAAGCAACGUGAAGGAAUAGGAGAGAAGAGGAGCAAGCGCUUGUGGGAGAAAGAAACAGCACAAAGGGCAACAGGAAGAGAAAGAUGUGGAGCUCACGCUGUCAUCAGCCAUGAGAGGAUGUGUCACUCUGAGAGGAGCUGACAAAAGAAGUAGGGAAAAAGUGGUCAAAUCGAAGCAGAAAGAGAGAGGACCAAAAGAAAAGCUCCAAGAAAAGGCCAUUAUGAUGAAGCACUCAAGCCCAUACCUUACCUUGGCCAUUCAAUCUCCCGAGGGCUCGGGGGAAAAAGCAGGUGGCAAAGGAGAUGCUGCCAAGUAGGGAUGGACAGGCUGCAUUCCCCACCUGUCUACAUAUUUGAACUUCUCUGGCCUUGUUAAAGAGUUUAUCACUCUGGAAAGUUGAAGAGAAAUGGGAAGUGCACAACUCACGAAGACAUGAAGAAGCAUGGACAUGAACAUUUUAAAAAUAUUUGAUGCUGCACAUAUAUAUUUUUCUAUAAGUAAAGGUAAAGCGUCAGCAUUCAUGCAGAGAUUAUUAACAGUGAUUUGUACAGUUUAUACUUUCUUUGCUUGAUUUUGAUUAACCUUGAUCUGUGGCUACAGCUGUCCACCAUCUCUUGAGGACAAUCUUAGUUCCAGAGGAAGGCAUACAGAUGAGCUCAGCAGGUUUACCUGAGCCUUUGAAGAAACUGUUGUAACCUCAGUCUCUUCUACAUGAACUGGAACUCAAGUCAAUGUAUAGAUUAUUAAUUGCUGUAAUGGAGGGAUCAAUUGUUAGAGAGAUCAGAUAAUAAUGGAGAUAUCCCUGUGUAGGUGGUCUUACUAACAAAAUAAGACUUUUACAACUGCAAAUUGCUUGUAGAACCUCUGGAUGUUGGGGGAAGGACAGAGGCUGCAAAAAUGGUGAGCAAAGAGUCCAACCACGUGCUCACAGGCCAAUCCAAUAGCAAGAGCACCUUGGCAGACAAGCUGCCAGGGACAAUGACUGUACGUUCUGUGCUGCUUAAUCGAGACUCUCCAGAUAUUGAAAGUCGCCUCAAACGGCGCCGCAGCCGCACCCACCAGGUUCGCUUUAAGGACCUGGAAGAUGGCAGCAGCAGCAGCGGCAACAGUGGGACAGGCGACAAUAACGGCCAUAAAAAGCCUGGCACAGACUGUGACAGCCCACAUCCUCUCCGCAAACACAGCAGCAGGUCCUCAAAGCCAUGGGCCGACAGUCUGCAAACAGAGGAUCGACCGCUCCAAACGUCCGUGGUGGGAGCCGUGCGUAGCGACAUGGCAAGUACUUUAGAAGUGGUGGCUGCUUUUUUAGCUCGGGCGCCCCCUCAUCCAUUAACACCUGGUCCAACGCGUCGAUGCUGGGUACCGCCACAGACUAACUCUCUCACUCUGCCAAUGACGCGUAGGUCUAGUACGAGCACCAGCACAGCCAUCCAAACCUCUCCAUGCCUGAAAAAAACACCAUCUCUCUCUUCUAGCCAUGCACGUAGCCACAGCAUUGGGGACUCUGUUGGUGUGGAUGGAGAUGAUGAACAUGACUCUCAAGAUGAGUACCAUACACACAACCACGUGUUGCUGCCUGGAUCCAAAGAUCAGAGCAGACCUCCGACCCCUGGGGAUAGUACCGUGGUGGAACGGAGGUCCAAAGCACCGAGGACGGACAGCAAGUCAGUUGGCCUGUCAAAAGGCUCAAGACACAGCUGCCCACCUUCAGUCCUUCACAGCUCUGAGCCAUGUCACUGUCCCACUGCAUCCUGCCGAGAUGGCCCCAAGCGUCAGGGGAGCAUCACCCCCUCAGUGGUCAGGAGGAGAAAGCGGCUAAACAGGACAACAAGUGAUCCUGGAAAGGAGGUUCACUACUGCACCACUCCCACACAGACUGAGAGUCCAAGUUCACACCCCCUGCCUUCAAGUAACAAACACUGUACAACUCAAGUUCAAACUGAGAGCCUUUCCCCUCCUCCGAAUUCAAAGUACUGCACUGCCCAAAGUCAGACUGAGAAUGAAAAAAAGUUGUCACCUUUGACCGAUGAACAAACCAAAACCCAAAUUCAAACCCCUGCUUCUUCCCCAAACCUACUUUUGGGUACUGAGCAGUGCACGACUCAAACACAAAUAGACUCUCCUUGUCACUCUUCUCCGAAUCAUAAACCUAGCACUACACAGACACAAACUUGCAGCUCAUUUGCUUCCCCACCACUGACUGUAUCACCCAGCUCUGUGCAAACUCAAUCUGACAGCCCUGCAUCCCCACUUGAAACUCAGAACCCUCCCACAACCCAAAUUACUACUGUGCCUUACCAUAAUUACCCCCCACCUACAAGUGCAACAAUACAGACCCCUGAAGACUGCACUGAGCCACCUUGCUCCUCUCCUUCCAAAUCAGCUUGCACCACCCCUCCACCAUCCAAUGCCCCGUCAAUUCCUGCCUCCACCCCCGCACCUUCUGCAGCCCAACAACCUAUCCCCUAUUAUAGCGUUGUGUCUUUAUUAACAGACCCCAGCACAGCUGCUGCCAGCUCUAGUCUUUCUGCAAAUGUAACUCCAUGCCCCACGCAAAACGGCUCCUCUCCCAUACCAAACCCAGUAUCAUGCUCUUCUUUAACCUGUUCUGUCCCGACACCAACCGUAUCAUCACCUUUGGCUCCUUGUAACCCUACUAAACAACCUACUCCCCCAAAUAUAACACAUGAGCCCCCAUUGGAUGUAUUACAUGCUACACAUCCCACAAAUCAAGCACCUUGUACGUUUGUGACUCAAACUGCUCUGUCUUGCACAUCCAUAUCUUAUUACACAACCACACACCCAGCUGGUCCACAUGCACCUCACUUAAAUCAAACUUCACCCUCUUAUGCCACAGUUAUACAAACGGUAGCUCAUUGUAACAUCCCAUGUCAAGGCCUGCAAAAUAACUCCUCUGCUAGCACAGGCUUAACCCCCUACUCAUCCCCGGUCCCAAAACUAAAAUCCUGCACCUCUCCGCCCCCACUUGUGAAAACCUACAUGUCCAGUCUUCAGACUGCGCAGAGUUGUGCAACGCCAACAAAAACUGUUCCUCUAUAUGCAUCCACAUUUCGUGCCGCACCGCCGUACACUCCCCCCUCUCAGGCCCCCUACAGUGCUCAGGAUAAGAGGGGCAUUCGACUACCACCUCCUCCUCCACCUCCUCCACCCUACACUCCACGUAAAAAGGGAAACGAGCCAGCAUGUCCCAGAGUUCGAACACCCAUGCUCAGGGCAGAGAGCAAGGCCAGCAAAAAAGAUAGAGAAAGGAACAAAGAGCAAAAGGAGGAUGUAAAAUGUAAAGAUUCACCAAAGCUCUGUGAGAGAGCCAGCUCUCUGAAGCACAGAGCUCAAACCCCGCCAGUCGCUGUGAUGAGGGGAGAGAGGCACUCCAAUACCUCCUCCCCUGCCAAGGCCUGUUUUAAGCCCAGCUGUCUUAGCUCAGCCCAGGCUCAGCUUGGGGUGCUACACAAAAUGCUCUGCUCAGGAGCCAACGCCAGGCCGAAUACGCCCAACAGCCAACACACUCUCCCCUCAAACCAGCAGGGUUGCUCUGGGGCCGGAGGCUGCUGUGUUUCUGGGGAGCGGCCCAUAGCAGGGCCCCUAUCUCCCACCCAAGCUGACACUCUGAAACAGGUCCAAGAAAUUCUCGGAGGGUUAAUGUCAGGGGCCAGGUGUAAACUGGACCCGUCAAGGGUGACAGAAAAGCUCCUGAGUCCCAACGGACCACUGCAUGACAUGCGUAGCCUGCAGAACCAGCUCCAAAGUCUGGAAGGGGUCCUGGAAACAAGCCAGAACACCAUUAAGGUCCUGCUGGAUGUCAUUCAAGACCUCGAGAAGAAGGAAGCAGAGCGAGAAGGAAGACAUUCCUACAGGACCGGACAGGACAUUGAGAACUGUGGCACCUGCAGGGACUGUGCCUGCAUCAUCUACAGCUCAAUCACUGAGGAUAAAGGUGAAGUACACGUAGAGCAUGACUUCCGUCUGCAGGAGGGGCAGGUUGUACGCACAUGGAAGGUGGGUGACCCUCCAGAGGGCUCACCACAAACGCCCACCCCCACAACACCUCAUCAUCAAGACUCCCCACAAGCUGUGCAGCCUCCUGCCACCACCAAGAAGAACCGGAAGAAAUGCUUCUGGUUCCUCUGACCACCACAGGAUUAAUCAAGAGACUUUUGACAUUAUAAUGCACUGCUCACCCUUCUUUCAAAAGAAAUAUGGCAUCACCUGACUACGGGGAAUUGUUUAAAGAAAAAUAUGAACAUGAACUGGAGGAUUAAAAUGCAAACAUAAAACUGUAGGAGGAGAAUGAGAAAACAAAUGUAUGAUUUUAUCCAUCUCUGUUGGAGCUGAUGAGAAUAGUUUGAAGUGAACAUGUUGUUGCUGUUGUUUUAACUGCUUCUUCAGCACUUACAGAUUUUAUAUUGGUGCAGGAAAGAAAAAAAUGCUGAAGUGCAAUAAAAAGCAAAAGUUUUGUCUGCAAUAUGACUAACAGUUAGGAAGCAAUUAGGAGAUAUAAAGAGAAUAUGUACUGUCAAGGGGCUCAGAACAGAACAGCAGAUAGGAUAGGAUGGGGCAUAUUUAUAAAAGAUUAAAUUAAUACAAUUUAUAAGUGAAGUGGGACAGAGACAGAAAAGAAGGAUUAACUUUCAUUAAUGGACUGAUGAGGGUCAGAACACCAGCUUUUAUACCCAGAGACAUUUAAAAAAAUAAUUAUUAUGACCCGUAUUUAAAAAUUUUAAUAUACUGUAAUUGAUGAACAACUACUACAAGUGUCUACAUGUACAUACAGCACACACACAAAUAAAUAAACUGACAUAUUUGCAUAGAGAGCAUAAUGUGAAUUAAGAAAAAGGGGAAUUGAGUUCUGUACAUAUCAGAGCUAUUCUGCUUGAAUGCUUUAUUUCAGAUAUGGAUUACUGUUGCAUAAAAGUAUUUUACCACAGCUGCCUGAUGUGUGUUGUCAUUCAGAUUCAACACUUUUUAAGCCAUUAACGGUGGAAAGUGGAUGAAGCACUUCAAUAAAGAUAUUGCUUUAUUAAACGUACAUUAUCAUUUUCUGCUAAAUGUUUUUUUUUUUUUUUUUUAAAUCAAUUGUGCUCUCUUCUUUUGGAUUUGAGUAGAGAAAUAAAACCAUGGAAAAGAAAUGAAGGGAUAAUUUACCCCUUAGUGGGACUGAAACCAACUUGGAAAAUAAUCUUGGAAAUCCAGCAAGACAUCGUUUAACAUGCAACGCAGCCUCACUGCAGAGUGUUAUAACUAUUAUAUCACAAUAAAGACU